AUGGGGAUCGCCGACAUCCUCGACGACAUCAACAAAGCGCCGAGGUUUCGUCCUCUUGUCGACAAGGUCGUAGAGCCUCCUCCCCCUCAAGUCCCAGAAAACAGACCCCGUCUGAACCGUGUUCCCAUGCCCGGCUCAGCUGCUCGUGCUACCCACGAUAUGGCAACAAGUCGUCUCCAAAGUCGUGGUGCUCCAGGGGCAGAGUCUAGCCUUAACUCUGACAAGCACGCCGUUGCUUCAUCCAGGAACAACAGCGGAUCCCCCACACAGCCCAGGGCGGGCAACGGCCCCACUCGCACCCCACGCACCACCGGUGCCCGUGCGGAUCCUCUCGCCAAGCCGAACCAAAACCCGGGUCUAACUGACCAACCCGCGACCAGUCCCUCCGACCGCCGUUCGCCUGCCACUUCUCAACCACCUGUUCGCAAGCCCGAGCAACAACAGACCAAGAAGCCUGCGCAGCCCAAGAAACCCACUGGAAGCACUGCUAAAAAGUCCACAACUCCAUCGUCCUCUCGUGCCGCUGCUCCGUCUACCAAGGCCCAAUCCAAGCAGCCGCCCAAGCCCGUCAACGGACCCGUCAACGGACCCGUCAAAACUUCGAACGACCCCGACGGUACAGAUUGCGAAUCUCUGUUUGGCGAUUCUGUGCUUGAAAGCAUUGAACAGCCCCCAAAGCCCGCUCGCGUCCGUCGGCAGAAAGGCUCGCAGCUGGGGAAAAUCAUUAGCCAGGAGAAACGCUCGGCCACAGCCAGGAGACAAGCACAAACAAAACUUCAAGCAGAAGCUAAAGAAGCCGCCAAACGAGCCGCUGAAGAAGCCAAGGAAGCGGAGACUGAGGCCCAGAGACGGGCAGAAACCGCCAAAAGAGCCGAAGCCGCUAGAGAAGCCAAAGAACUCGCCGCGAGAUCUUUGAUCAGCCCUUCGCUCACCCCUACGGUCAUCCCGGCCGGUCCCCAACAAAAGCUCAUCGGAGAGGUGAAGCUCAACCACGACAACCCAUUGUCGACACUCUUGGCCACCUCGGGCGCCAAUAUGGACCCACCAAAGCAUGGCAACUACCCCAUCAUUCUUAGUGAUGAUUUACUGGGCAAGGCGUCCAAAGAAACAGUCAGCGGCAUUCGCUACAACCACAAACCGGCGCUCUCGUCCGACAUCGCCCCGAGCCAAGCAAGGCUUAAGCGGUCCGCGAAGGAUGGCUCGUACAACCUCGGCUUCGAUGAUAACGGAGACAAGUAUCAAUACAAUGGCGUCCGCACUGCAGCAGACAGUCAAUAUGUGCUCGUCUUCGACCCAGACCGCAAGGCUUUCGUCCUCCACCAGGUCGAUUCAAUGUUCAACAUGAACAUCACCAAAACACCGACCGACACCAAUGCCGCGAAGCAGUUCCCUCCUUUAGAUGUCAAGGGUACUGUUCUCGACAAACCGGCCCCCAAGCAAAAGGCAUCCACAGCCGCAUCCAAGAACAAGGAAGCACCUGCCAAGAACGCACCUGCUGGCAGGGGAAGAGGAGGAAAGGCAGCCCAGAACAAGCAGAACCCUGCAACGAUACCUCACUCCAAGCCUGCCUCGCCGCCGCGUGCAGAGGCAGAAGGACACACAUCCAAGCGCCGCAAGCCAUCACCCGCUGAUUCCGAAGACGAGGAUGAGGAUGACGAUGAUGGUGGCUUGACGAUAGAAUACCCCGAUGGUCCCCCACCAGAACGGUUCAAGCCAGCAGUCAACAAGUAUGCUUCUCCGGCUCUCGCCCUGACCCGGCGCUUUUCCGAGUUUGCGGCCGCCUAUAACCCUGACGAGGAAGAGGACGUCAAUAUGGACGCCGAGUUCGAGUCUCGGUUCAACGAAGACGCCGAUGGAGAAGGCGGUGGAUACGAGGACGACGAUGAGGAGGAGGAAGACGAGGACAUGGUGGAUGCUUUGGCCUUACCCAGCCCGAUCAACAAACCCGCGGCAUUGGCAAGGACCAAUAGCUACCACGAGAACCCAUUGCCUCCUCCUGACCGCUUCAGUUUUGACGAUGGCUCCGACAUGGAGGCAGAGUUCGAAAACGUUCAAGAAUCGGCGCCGGCCAACAACCAGGUUAAUGCCGCUGAUGGCAUUGAUGAUGCCGAAAUUGCUGCCAUGGAGGCGGAACUUGCGAAGGACCUGGAGAGUGACGUUAGCGAGGAGGAGUAA
Neurospora tetraspora is the source of this 2175-nucleotide messenger RNA. Its product is annotated as RNA polymerase II transcription elongation factor-domain-containing protein. The record is from RefSeq and is a predicted model, not a curated record. NCBI's taxonomy places the organism in Eukaryota, Fungi, Ascomycota, Sordariomycetes, Sordariales, Sordariaceae. Bases 1 to 2175 code for a protein of 724 amino acids. The transcript is spliced from 3 exons.